AUGGCAGUCGCACAGGGGCAGAACCACUGGGAUGAUCCAGCCCGCAGUGUCAUCGCGAGACUUCGGGUCGAUACUCCUACCUCUUCCCCAAGGGAGUCAUUGUCUUCCUCUGCCGGUGAGCCUGGUUCGUCUCUGAUUGCCCCGGCUGGCCCCACGGACGUGCAGGAUCCGCAGUGCAUCCCCAUCGAACAGGAGCCCAUCCCCUGUUUCACCGACGUGACCUAUGCCUCGCAGGUUGGCGACACCUGCGACAGCGUGGCGCUUACCUACUCGGUAGCCUCAGCCGCGCCCUACAGCGCGCCAACACCGGCUAUAAAACCAACUGCACUCCGCUGGCUGCCGGCAACGAGCUCUGCAUCCCGCUCAUCUGCCACGAGCUGUACAUGA
This is a messenger RNA of Aspergillus ochraceoroseus IBT 24754, 387 nucleotides long. RefSeq lists its product as uncharacterized. Bases 1 to 387 code for a protein of 128 amino acids. The transcript is spliced from 2 exons. Lineage: Eukaryota; Fungi; Ascomycota; Eurotiomycetes; Eurotiales; Aspergillaceae. The record is from RefSeq and is a predicted model, not a curated record.